Hippocampus zosterae (dwarf seahorse) is the source of this 1924-nucleotide messenger RNA. Its product is annotated as galanin receptor type 1-like. Gene Ontology annotation, biological process: neuropeptide signaling pathway. Gene Ontology annotation, cellular component: membrane. Bases 1 to 1488 code for a protein of 495 amino acids. The record is from RefSeq and is a predicted model, not a curated record. Gene Ontology annotation, molecular function: peptide binding; G protein-coupled receptor activity. Lineage: Eukaryota; Metazoa; Chordata; Actinopteri; Syngnathiformes; Syngnathidae. The transcript is spliced from 2 exons.
AUGGAUUCUCUCCAGAACGGCCCCCGGGACGGGAGCUCGUCCGGACCCGCCCCCUCCCCGCCGCCGCAGCGGCUCAACGGCACGCCGAGCCCGUCCUGGGACGAUGCGGCCGACCUGGAGAACGCGCUGCUGUGGACCCUGCGCGAGCCCGGCACGGUGGCCCUGACCCUCCUGUACAGCCUGUCCUUCCUGCUGGGCUUCGCCGGCAACCUGACGUCCCUGCGGGUGCUCGCCGGCCGCCGCGGUCGGCGGUUGGCCGCCGUGGGCGCCACCCGCGGCCUGCUGCUCAACCUGGCCGUGUGCGACCUGGCCGUGGUGUGCGUGUGCAUGCCCAUCACGCUGGCCAGCCGCAUCUACGCCGCCUGGGUGUACGGCGACCUGCUGUGCCGCGCCGUCCCCUUCACGCAGGCCGUCUCGGUGGCGGCCAGCGUCCUGACGCUCAGCGUCAUCAGCGUCAACCGCUACUACGGCGUCCGCUCGCCGCUCAGGGCGCGCUCCGUCUUCACCCGCCGCCGCGUCCUGGCCACCGUGGCCGCCGUGUGGGCCGCCUCCUCCGCCGUCUGCGCCCCCAUCGCCGUCGUCAACCGCCGGCGGGAGAUCGGCUUCGGCGGCUUUUCCAUUCCCGUGUGCCAGGAGGAGUGGCCCGAGCAUCGCCUAAAACAAGGGUACAACGUGUUGCUGUUCGCGGUGCUCUAUUGCCUUCCGGUCACCUUCAACCUGACCAUCGGCUUCCUGACCGGCCGGCGACUGCGGGGCGGCACGCGGACGGCCUUCGCCGACCUGGACCCGCGCAGCCGGGCCCUGCACGCCUCUCGCCUGAAGACCCGGCAGAAGAUCGCCAAGACGGUGGUGUGCCUGGUGCUGCUGUUCGCCGUCUCGUGGCUGCCGCUCUACGUGGCCGACCUGUGGAUCGACCGCGAGCUGCGCCCGCCGCCGUGGCUCCUCCAGACCCGACCCUUCGCCCAGUGGCUGGGCCUGACCAACUCCAGCCUCAACCCCAUCUGCUACUGUUUCAUCGGGGACCUCUACCGCUCCGCCAAGGUGAUCCGGACGCGUUACUACCAGAAAGUGGCCGCCCUCUUUGGGGACGUCUCCUUUGUCACGUCGGGGGCGGAGGCGUCCCCCACCGCCGCCGCCGCGACCGAGCGGGACCACGUGACCGCUCCGCUCGGCGCUACCGCCUCGGCGGCGACCGUUCCCCGCCUGCUGAGUUUGGCCCGAGCCCAAGGAGCCGGCCAGAGGGUCUCCCGCACUCGCGGGGUCUCAGACCGGCGCCGAUCCGGCCCGAGCGCGGGCGAACGCAACACCCCUCUUGCGUGGGACCCCGCGCCGGGCCCCUUUCGGCUCGACUUACUCCCCUCGCGGAGACACUCGGCCCACGACGGCUUUGGGCCUUUACCCCCGCGGCUGGAGGCCGGAAACGACACGCUCCCCGCGGGGAGGCGUUCGGGAGUUGGACGGUCCGCUUUGUGUUCCGAGAGGACUUAGCCGGAGCGCCGGAGCGGUCGGCAAACGAUAGCCCUCACCGAUACGCUGUGUCGACUCUGCCGCAGAGGGUGGACGGUCGCGCAGGGCUCUCGAGCCUCCCAAGGACUCAUUCUCAUUGCUCCGCUUGAGGACCCCCGAAGACGAGGGCAAAGGAAACUCGCGUGUGAAACGCGGUUGCGUUCGUCAUUGGUUGGUUCAUUAGCUUCAAGAUAGCGAUCCGAAAGAGACGCUCUCCCCCGCCAUGAGGCACUCAGGCGUCACCGCCAGUGAUUGUCAUAAGACGAGUCGUUUGAGUGCGGACGGCGCUCGGGCGGCCCAAAGGCUCCCGCAAUGGAACUGGCGCACGACCGAAGUUUUCCGCAAAGCCCCGAAAAGGAAACCGGCGAUCAUCCGAAAGAGUCUUUGCGGAACGGGCCGCAACUCGAGCAUCCCGGAG